Molecule: messenger RNA, 645 nt
Organism: Zalophus californianus (California sea lion)
Lineage: Eukaryota; Metazoa; Chordata; Mammalia; Carnivora; Otariidae
Product: glutathione S-transferase Mu 5
Exons: 1
Coding region: 25-630 (201 amino acids)
Biological process (GO): glutathione metabolic process
Molecular function (GO): glutathione transferase activity
Source: RefSeq, a predicted model, not a curated record
GGAAGGCACCGAGACAGCAUCGGCAUGUCGUUGUCCAAGUCGACCAUGGUUCUAGGUUACUGGGAUAUUCGCGGGCUGGCGCACUCCAUCCGCAUGCUCCUGGAGUUCACUGAUACAUCCUAUGAGGAGAAACAGUACACGUGCGGGGAAGUUCCCAACUAUGAUAGAAGCCAAUGGCUGGAUGUGAAAUUCAAGCUCGACCUGGACUUUCCUAACCUUCCCUACCUCAUGGAUGGUAAGAACAAGAUCACCCAGAGCAAUGCUAUCUUGCGCUACAUCACUCGCCAGCACAAUAUGUGUGGUGAGACUGAAGAAGAAAAGAUUCGAGUGGACAUCAUGGAGAACCAAAUAAUGGAUUUCCGCAUGCAGCUGAUACGACUGUGCUAUAGCCCUGACCUUGACAAAUUGAAGCCUCAGUACUUGGAACAGCUACCUGGACAACUGAAACAGUUCUCCUUGUUCCUGGGGAAAUUCUCAUGGUUUGCAGGAGAAAAGCUCACCUUUGUGGAUUUCCUCACCUAUGAUGUCUUAGAUCAGAACCGUCUGUUUGAGCCCAAGUGCCUGGAUGAGUUUCCAAAUCUGAAGGCUUUCAUGUGCCGUUUUGAGGCUUUGGAGAAGAUCGCUAACUAAAUGCAGUCUGACUGC